AUGUUUGGGCAUCCUGGUAUUAGUGCUCUUGAGUAUGCGGGGCAGGUCGAGAAGAUGAAGGAGCAGCAGAGGAAGAGUGAGACAUCGCUUAAGCGCAGGUCUGGGACGAGUACUCAAGACAAGACGAACUCCUCGACUACUGCUGGCGCUGAGGAAAAUACUAUUGAGCUUUCAUCCCCGUUGCAUUUCGUUGAUGAGUUUGGCUGCCAGCAAAGGAGAAGAGGGACGUUCAUCAAUCAUACUCCGCGGAACUACGAACUGCGGUCGAGCCAGGCAAUGGAGAUGAGUCGACCAUCACGUGCCGAAAGCGAGAACUACUCUCGCCCACUAUCUCGACAGAGCAGCAUGGCCAGCGGAAGUCCCGCAAUCGCAAGUCAGCCUGCGUACAGUCCGUCGACAAAUUCGAGUUCCUUCGGCAAGCGCUCCACCCUCAAUCAUGAAACAGUGGCUGAGCUUGACUCAACCGAGAUUGGCAUGUCUUCGUCUCCAGAAGUGUACAUGCCCUCAAGGUCACAUCGGCGUUCGCUUUCGGCGCCUCACGGCAAAAUCCUCACUUACGAGCCGGGUACUGCCACGUCGGUCAGCCAUCCAAGCAAAGACCCCAGCCUCCGUAGUACAAGCCUAGCCAGUCACCAACCUCGAUCUCCGGAGAAGAAACGUCAACGACGCCAGACGCCCUUUAAGCUCAUCACUUCGACGCAGAUCAAUGUACCUCGACACGCACCACUGGAGCCUUGGGUAGCUGAGCAUCGCCGCAAAGAAACAACUGAAACCAUUGAGACAAUUGGCGACGUACCUGUUGACAUGGACCGCGAGUUAUCUGCCGAGUUUGGUACUUUCGGAGUCAUUCAGAGGUAUUUUGAGAGCCAAGGAGGUGGUUCAGUGGCUGAAUCAGAGGACCGGUCCACGAAGUUGUCAGGCGUCACGCUGCCUGUGUCUGAUGAGUCGAGCUUGGGGAAGUCCUUCCUCGAGCCCAUUGCCAUAUAUCCCAUCGAGGAACUCGAGCUGCCAAAUGAUCCACCACCGGUACCAGAUCGGAGCCCGAAACGCCUUACCAACCCAGCUUUUCCAACAAGCCCCAAAUCCUUGAGGGUGCGGGACAGCGACUUCAACAUUGCCGCCGAAGGUGAAUAUUCGCCUUACGAGCCGGACGGUGACGUCCUGCACGUUGCCAAAAAGAGGACUUCGGCGCUCCCCCGGGUGGAACAUGCUGCCUGGAUCGGGUCGCCCAACGUGGGCAGACUUGCGCCACCAAUUCUGGGUCACGAUGCCAUCACAGCUAGUAGUAACCUGGGGCUCAAUGACCUCAGCUUCUGGCUUAAGAACACUGGGCCUCCAUCCGCACCUCAGGCGGUGACGCAAGAGCAGAAGAAGAAGGGCAUGAAGCUGUUCAAGGUGAAGCAACGAAAGAGCCUCGCUGCCCGUGUGGGCUCUGUGGAAGGCUCUCCCCAGCGAGCACGCAACCGGCCUGCAGUACCAUCAUGUGCGAAGGAAAUGACCACAUCGAAAGGAGCGCGCCAUCUCAAAAUCAUCAUCCCAACUGAACCGCCAGCGGGAUAUCAACCACUUACAUUACCUAUAAUCAAGCAACGCCACUCCCGUCACAUCUCUAUCUCCUUCACCGAGGAAAUGCUCAACCCACUCGCUAGUCCUGCUGUCGAACACAUCAUCUCGACACUCGAACCCCAAGACCGCUCUACCUCCACGCCAGUUCCCAAGUCCCCUCGGAGCCCGAAGCGCUCACCAAAAGCGCCGAAACCAGUGCCCGUCAACGAUCAUCCUCUCGCUACGCCAUCGCCGUCGAGAGACGAAUUGACGCGCGCGAGGAAGUUAAGGGACUUGCAGCGGAUUAAGAGGAAACCAGUGCCGAAGCAGGAUACUUCGGCCGGUGCUCUUCCGACACCUGCACAUACGCCGGAGCCAUGUGAGCGCGAACACGCCAAAAGAGACGAUGCUGAGGACAAAGUGGCGCGCAUGCAAGACCAGGUGCAAGCCAUGCAGCGGCAGAUUGCGCAACUCGCGGAGGCGUUGGCGGAGACGGUGGGACUGGACGUUGAUGGUGGGGAGGUCAAGGGGGAGGAAGUUCUGCAGGCUUGGAAGCGAAUGAGGGAUUCGAGGGUUGUUGGCGUUAAAUAA
Parastagonospora nodorum SN15 is the source of this 2136-nucleotide messenger RNA. RefSeq lists its product as hypothetical. The transcript has a single exon. NCBI's taxonomy places the organism in Eukaryota, Fungi, Ascomycota, Dothideomycetes, Pleosporales, Phaeosphaeriaceae. Bases 1 to 2136 code for a protein of 711 amino acids. The record is from RefSeq and is a predicted model, not a curated record.